Messenger RNA from Zygosaccharomyces rouxii, 1680 nucleotides. RefSeq names its product chaperonin-containing T-complex subunit CCT5 (gene CCT5). Gene Ontology annotation, cellular component: chaperonin-containing T-complex. The transcript has a single exon. Bases 1 to 1680 code for a protein of 559 amino acids. Gene Ontology annotation, molecular function: ATP-dependent protein folding chaperone; ATP binding; ATP hydrolysis activity. The record is from RefSeq and is a predicted model, not a curated record. NCBI's taxonomy places the organism in Eukaryota, Fungi, Ascomycota, Saccharomycetes, Saccharomycetales, Saccharomycetaceae. Gene Ontology annotation, biological process: protein folding.
AUGGCUGCUGUACCUCAGGCUAUGGAAAUGCCCGAUAUGUCUAAUGCCAUUGUGGCCCAAGACGAAAUGGGUAGACCAUUUAUCAUCGUUAGAGACCAAGGUAAUAAGAAGAGACAACACGGAUUGGAAGCUAAGAAGUCUCACAUCUUAGCUGCUAGAUCAGUUUCAUCUAUCAUAAAGUCCUCAUUAGGUCCAAGAGGUUUAGAUAAGAUCUUGAUUUCACCUGAUGGUGAAAUUACCAUUACAAAUGAUGGUGCAACUAUUCUUUCGCAGAUGGAAUUGGACAACGAAAUUGCCAAACUUUUGGUUCAGUUGUCCAAGUCUCAAGACGAUGAAAUCGGUGAUGGUACCACCGGUGUUGUGGUCUUGGCAAGUGCAUUGUUAGAUCAAGCGCUUGAACUUAUUGAAAAAGGUAUUCAUCCUAUAAAGAUUGCUAAUGGAUUUGAAGAAGCUGCUAAAUUGGCAGUACAAGAGUUAGAAGCUAAGUCGGAUGACGUGAUCAAAGAGCAAAAAUUGUUCAAGGAUUAUCUUUUUGAAGCUGCCAAGACCUCGCUUGGCUCUAAAAUCGUCUCUAAGGAUUUGGAUAGAUUUGCUCAGAUUGCAGUUAAUGCGGUUACUAGUGUUAUGGAUGAAGACAGAAAGGAUGUUGAUUUCGAAUUAAUUAAAUUAGAGGGACGUGUUGGUGGAUCACUAAAGGAUUCUAAAUUGAUCAACGGUGUGAUACUGGAUAAAGAUUUUUCUCAUCCACAAAUGCCUAAAGUUGUUUUACCAAGAGAAGGUGAAGACGGCGUUAAAUUGGCGAUCCUAACUUGUCCAUUUGAACCACCAAAACCUAAGACCAAGCAUAAACUAGAUAUUUCAUCCGUUGAAGAAUACCAAAAAUUACAAGAUUACGAACAGCAGAAAUUCAAAGAAAUGAUAGACCAUGUGAAGAAGGCAGGUGCAGAUGUUGUUAUUUGUCAAUGGGGGUUCGACGAUGAAGCUAAUCAUUUACUUUUACAGAACAACUUACCUGCAGUUAGAUGGGUUGGUGGUCAAGAAUUAGAACAAAUCGCUAUUGCCACCCAUGGUAGAAUUGUCCCUAGAUUCCAAGAUCUAUCAGCAGAUAAAUUAGGAACCUGUAGUAAGAUCUACGAAAUGGAAUUUGGUACUACAAAGGAUAGAAUGCUUGUUGUGGAGAAAUGCAAGGAUGCGAAGACCGUUACUUGUUUCAUCCGUGGGUCUAAUAAAAUGAUUGUUGAUGAAGCUAAGCGUGCUCUUCAUGAUGCCUUAUGUGUGGUACGUAAUUUGGUUAAAGACUCUCGUGUCGUUUACGGUGGUGGUGCUGCUGAGGUUUCCAUGUCUCUAUCUGUAUCGGAGGAAGCUGAUAAACAACGUGGAAUUGACCAAUAUGCCUUCCGUGCAUUUGCUCAAGCAUUGGACACUGUGCCCAUGGUUUUAGCUGAAAACUCAGGGUUGGAUCCUAUAGAAACUUUGACCACAUUAAAGAGUAAGCAACUCAAAGAACAAACUUCAAUAAUUGGUGUGGACUGUUUAGGUAAAGGCACUAACGAUAUGAGAGAAUUGUUUGUUGUUGACCCUUUUAUUGGUAAGAAGCAGCAAAUUCUAUUAGCAUCUCAACUUUGCAGAAUGAUCCUAAAGAUCGAUAACGUCAUCAUUAGCGGCAAAGACGAAUAUUAG